This is a messenger RNA of Blastocystis hominis, 687 nucleotides long. RefSeq lists its product as hypothetical. The transcript is spliced from 3 exons. The record is from RefSeq and is a predicted model, not a curated record. The coding region runs from base 1 to 687 and encodes 228 amino acids. Lineage: Eukaryota; Bigyra; Opalinata; Blastocystidae. Gene Ontology annotation, biological process: biosynthetic process.
AUGAGAUUGCAGUGGUUCCGAGACCAAAUCACGGCGUAUUAUGACAAGCAAGCAGUGGGCGCUUCUCCCUUUUUACGGUGUCUUUUCCAAAUGAUCCAUGAUUAUGGGUGGUCAUACACCUUCUUGGAUAGGAUUAUUGAAGCCCGCGAGAUGGAUCUGAACGACGAAGCAAUCAACACGUUGGAUGAUUUACGAGAUUAUGGAGAACGGAUUUAUGGUUCUAUAGGAUAUCUUCUGAUGCAGAGUUUUGGGAUUACCGACAAUAAUUUGGUCGAGGGAUGGAGGAGAGCGUCGCAUGUCAUGUCCAUCUCCACACUCCUGCGGGGAUCCCCGUACCAUCUACAGCAUGACAAAUGCUAUUUCCCUCUCGAUAUUUGCAAGAAGAACGGCUUGGCGCCAAUCGAUGCCUGUGAUGUAAAGUCGGAAGCGGUGAAGAAAGUAGUGAAAGAGAUCGCAGAUAGCGCACUCUCGACGUAUGAAGAGGCAAGAGCACUGUGGAAAGCGGGUUGUAAUGGAGAGAACAAGCAGUACAAAACAAUGUUUCUGCUGUCGACGCCGGGCGUCUUCUAUCUGGAGAAGCUGCGAAAGAAGGGUUACAACUUGCUCGAUGCCUCUCUGACCAGUCCUUUUAUGAACGUGCAGUUGCAGAACCGUUUGUUGAUUCAAAAGCAGUUUGAACGUCUGUAG